AUGGAGCAAUCACAGAGUCUUCGAUCUUUAUUUUUGUCAGCUAAAGAAGGCAAGUCAUUGCUUGAGUCACGGGGCGACACCAACACAGCCGCCUACCGCGACGAUGUCAAUGCGACGAUCGCCAAGUUCCAGGAGUGCCAACGACAAAUCAGUAUUUUGUCGCUAUUCAGCUCUAACGAAUCCCUGGACGAUGUUUCAUCUGGUGAUCUACAAUAUAUGACUCUGGAAUACCACCUUGCCGAACUCAUCCAGCGAGGCCCCAGCGCUGACCGCCAAUCCGUCCUUCAGAGAGCCCUGGAACAAUACGAGAAAUUUCUGACGCGUCUUGAUGAAUAUGAGUUAUUGUCGAAGGGGGAUCGGAAGUUAUUCGAGACAUACAUGGCCAACCCGUCUGCCUUCACAUUGGCACCCGUCAACGAUGCGGCGACUCGUCGGGAUACAAAAGUUAGACGGUUUAGGGAAGAGAAAGAACUCAAGCAGAAGCUAGAGUAUUUGGCCCGAAACGAAGCACAACUCCAAAGCGAUAGUGAUGCGACCCGGGAACUCUACCUAUCCGAACUUCAACUCUAUACACACCAGACCUUCCAAGCUCUGGAUUUGUUGGUGCAAGAAUUGUCUAUGCUUUCCGCCAUGCGGAAUGCACCUAUACCGGAGCCGUCCCAAAUGCCGCAAAAUGAUAAUCGGCAACGCAGUAAUCUGGGAGGCGCCAAUUACUCGGAUCGCCUGGAUCCCUCAAUCUCACAAUUACUUGGAGGAAGGAAUGGUCCCCUAUUGAACAGCAAGGGCAGACCAAUGCAGCCAUUUACCCUACUCGACCGUCGCUCGCAGCUCCAGCAGGGCGUGUUCCGCUCCGGCCAUAACCUACCAACCAUGACGAUUGAGGAGUACCUUGACGAAGAACACAGGAGGGGCAAUGUUCUUCAAGGUGGCGAGCAAUCCGGAAUUAUUGCUGAAAUUGAUGAAGAUGAUCUAGACAAGGCUGACGAGGAGACCAUGAAAGCUCGGGCUUGGGAUGAAUAUGUUGAGGCAAAUCCUCGCGGAUCUGGAAAUACUCUCAAUCGCGGUUGA
Penicillium pulvis is the source of this 1068-nucleotide messenger RNA. Its product is annotated as IGBP1/TAP42 family protein. Gene Ontology annotation, cellular component: cytosol. The coding region runs from base 1 to 1068 and encodes 355 amino acids. Gene Ontology annotation, molecular function: protein phosphatase 2A binding. The record is from RefSeq and is a predicted model, not a curated record. Gene Ontology annotation, biological process: regulation of signal transduction; regulation of dephosphorylation. NCBI's taxonomy places the organism in Eukaryota, Fungi, Ascomycota, Eurotiomycetes, Eurotiales, Aspergillaceae. The transcript has 3 exons.